CUUCAGUUUUCUUCAGUUUUCUGAUCAAGACCUAUAGUGGGAGAUCCUCCAUCAAAAAAGAGGUUGAAGGUAAUUUAGGAUUGCAGUUCUUGAUCUGUGAGAUCUCACAUUGAAAAGAGUUUGAAAAAAAUUUAGGUUUGCCGUUCUUGAUCUUUGAGAUAUUACAUUAAAAGAGUGAAGAUAUAUUUUAUAUUGUAGUUUUGAUCCGUGAUAUCUCACAUUGAAAAGAGUUUGAAGAUCAUUUGGGACUGCAGUCUCCUUGAAAAGAAUUUGAAGAUAAUGUAGGACUGCAGUUCUUAGUACAUAAGAUCCUACAUCAAGACGAGUCUGAAGCUAAUUUAGAACUGUAGUUCUUGAUUCAUUAGAUUGCUCGAUCUCAUAGACAUCAUUAGAAUCUUUCAUCCAUCCAUAUUGAGAUAACAAUGGCCAUGAGCAAUCUUGGAAGCUGCCCAGAGAAGCUAGUGGAAGAUGUAUGGGCAGUUCUAAUGCAAGGCCAGGAAAAACCUGCAGAAGAGAAUAAUGGGUACUCAGAGGACAUGAUUCUGUACAGUAUUCUCCAAGAAGCUCUAGCGGCGCCUGUAGUGGAAAAGACUAUGGAGAUUAAACAGCCAGUAGGAUGUCUGCAGCAGCCUCCUCCUAUUAAACAUUACAGAGGAGUCCGAAGGCGGCCAUGGGGGAAAUUUGCAGCAGAGAUAAGGGAUUCUGGAAGAAAAGGAGCGAGGGUGUGGCUUGGAACUUUCAGUACUGCUGAGGAGGCCGCCAUGGCUUAUGAUAAAGCUGCUCUGCUCAUGCGGGGGACUCGAGCUUUACUCAACUUUCCUACCCAUAUUGUGAUGCAGGCCUUGAGACAAAAUGAUUAUGCUUUCUCCAACAAGCUCAGUGCUUCUAGAAGACGUUAUAUGAAUUGCUUGGGACCCAAUGCUGUUAAUCCUUCUCUAUCUUUCAGUCCUGCUCCCCCAGUACUGAAUAAGAAGAGACCCAGAGAUUCAUCAGAACUGGAGCAGGUGGGUCCAUUACAACAUAGUAGGCUGGAUGAUUCUCAGUUUUUUCUGAAUCAGAGCUCAGGUUUACAGCCAUUGGUAGAGCUUCAACACAAUGGUUCUGAUUGCCUGGAAGAACUGCUUGGAAUGUCUUCACAAAUUGAAUGUUUACCUCCAUUGCUUGAUACCUCAUUAUUUGAGGACCUUCUACAAUAAUAGUGUAGGUUUCAAUGUUCAUAUUUUCACAAUCUAUAAGAUUGUCA
Cryptomeria japonica (Japanese cedar) is the source of this 1243-nucleotide messenger RNA. Its product is annotated as ethylene-responsive transcription factor 1B. The transcript has a single exon. Gene Ontology annotation, molecular function: DNA binding; DNA-binding transcription factor activity. Bases 423 to 1196 code for a protein of 257 amino acids. The record is from RefSeq and is a predicted model, not a curated record. Lineage: Eukaryota; Viridiplantae; Streptophyta; Pinopsida; Cupressales; Cupressaceae. Gene Ontology annotation, biological process: ethylene-activated signaling pathway; regulation of DNA-templated transcription.